CCGCAGCACUUGUUGUGUCUUCUUGUGGUCAUUUUGGAGCCAGAUAAGCUUUGACGAACGACACUGGAUUUAUUUUUAAUACAUUAGUGAUUUGCAGGAUUUAACAGUACUUUCUCUCAUAUAGCCUAUAUACCAAAACAUUACUUUUCUGAAAUACAUUUGAGUGUUGUCGCCUGCGCAUAGCCGUCGGACUGGCCUAUUCGGCAUUGUUUUUUGGGGCGACUGUUAUCCAGCAUAAUAGCGAGACAGAGGAAGAGAGAAGGGCACUUAUUCCACGAGCCUCUUUAGCUCGAACGGACAUAAAUCGAGGAUAACAUUCGUAAUUACAACCAUUUACGCAACCAGAUAAAGGUGGAGAGUCACGGAUACGUCUGGUAUCCAACAACAAGUCAACCUUCAGCCUAUCAUUAUUUUAUUUUGGUGAUCUUAUACCGAGAAAAUUACCGUCCGUGUUCAUGCCAGAUCUGCAGCGCUUUAGUUUUCCAUACCAUAGCAUGAAUCCUUUGUUAGAGGCGAACUCGCUUCUCCAACAUCAACAGCAGCAGAACCAAGGAGGACAGAGUCAUCCGGAUUCCCCCUCAGGCCUUCUGCCCGAAUCAGUCUUCGGCUCGCUCGACCCGACGUCUUUCUUCCUGGGCGACCAUCCCGGACUGGGCUCGGAGACUCAGCCAGGGUUCGAUUUCACCACACCCUCACAAGCUUACCUGCAUCUAAACCACUCUUAUCACCGGUCUGUGCCCCAACCUCCUGCAGCGAUGGCCCUGAGGAACGACCUAGGCUCCAAUAUCAGUGUCCUAAAGACUCUGAACUUACGGUUCCGAUGCUUUCUGGCCAAAGUGCAUGAACUUGAGCGAAGGAAUAAGAUUUUGGAGAAACAACUACAACAGGCGUUGGAUGCGAAGAACAGCUGUGAUGGGGGUUGUUCUGAAAGCGCUAGACGGGCCCAUACCCAAGAAACAGGUGUACAGACCGGGUUUGUGGGAACUAUCCCUCUCAGGCCCGGGUCACUCCCGUUCCAAAACACCAACAACUCCGCGAGACGACCCACUACCCUCUUCACACCUGCCCUCAACACUGUCUUCACGCUUGAGUCCAAGAACAAAGCUGAAACAAACCCCACCGAACCGAAUCAGAAUCCGACCAUCACGAUAAGCCAAUCAACCCCGACAAUCGACUCUCCAGCCGGGUCCAAUUCAAUCACCAACGGGAAAACGGUUUUUAGUACAGGCACUGGAACCCCCACCAACCCGCCUCCCCGGUUCCUCCCCGGUACUAUCUGGUCCUACAACCAUACCCGCAAGCUCGGUUCUGGCGUGGAGACGCGCGUCACCAGCCCCGGUGUGUCCUGGGUCCAGCCGGACGGGGUCGGGGUCCAGAUUGAUACCAUUACCCCGGAGAUCAGAGCCCUGUACAACGUCCUGGCCAAAGUCAAGAGGGAGAGAGACGAGUACAAACGCAGGUGGGAGGAGGAGUACACUGUCAGAGUGGACAUGCAGCAGAAGAUGGAAGACCUACAGGAGGACCUCCAGGAGAGUGAGGGCUGUCAGGAUGAGUUGGCUGUCAGAGUGCAGCAGCUGAAGGCUGAACUGGUGCUCUUCAAAGGCCUCAUGAGCAACAACAUGUCUGAUCUGGACAGUAAGAUCCAGGAGAAGGCCAUGAAGGUGGACAUGGACAUCUGUAGACGCAUCGACAUCACGGCUCGCCUGUGUGACUUGGCCCAGCAGAGGAACUGUGAGGAUGUCAUCCAGAUGUAUCAGGUCCCUAACACCCAGUCUGCCAUCAACUGUCGCCCCCGGAAACAGACCCCGCUGUCCGUCAACAGUAGUGAGGGUGAUGAGACUAUCAGCACCUCGGAGAGCGAUGGGGGCCUGCCCAGAGAGGAGGACCUCUGUGGCUCGUCAGCCAAUCAGAUCAAUGAGGAAAUGCAGAGGAUGCUCAACCAGCUGCGGGAGUGUGAGUUUGAAGAUGACUGUGACAGCUUGGCCUGGGAGGAGACAGAGGAGACUCUGCUGCUGUGGGAGGACUUCCCAGGAUGCACUCUGGCUCCAGAGACCACCCACCAGCCAGGAGAGCAAGAAGACCAGUGUCUGGAGAAGGUGAUUAAUGACACUGAGGACUUAUUCAAAUCCAGGGAGAAAGAAUACCAAGAGACCAUCGACCAGAUUGAGUAUGACUUGGCUACAGCUAAGAGUGAUAUGAACCGUCACCUACAUGAAUACAUGGAGAUGUGUUCUAUGAAGAGAGGCCUGGAUGUGCAGAUGGAGACCUGCAGGAGACUCAUCACCCAGAGUGGGGACAGUAAGCCUGGCUCUCCUGUGGCUGUGGCUGGUGAGGAGAGUGUUGACCAGGCUGAGAAGGAAGGGACAACAGCGUUGCCUCCUCUCUCCAACUCUCCUCCCAGAUCAUGACCUAUCAAGACCAGCUCCAUCACAUGACCGUCAUUCCAUCCAACCACAGCACCACUCAACACUCUGCCGUCACUAUAGCAACGCCAUGUUUACAUUCUAACCACUAGAUUAGUCUAUUUUUAAUUUUCUUCAAGCUAUCUUCAUUCACAAGCCUCAAUAUAGGAACGUGGCAGAUCAAUCUGUUUUAGCAAGGGUGUAGUGUUGUGUUUCCAACAGCUUUUAGUCCCCUCUACUGGAAAGUGGUAUUACUAGCACCAUGAAAGUCUGUACAUAAGAACCCACUGUUUAACAGAGCAAAGGUAACGAGGUAAUGGAUUGAAAUACACAACUUGAAUUGAGAAUACCUCAUAGAAACAUAUGAGCAAUAUUUGAAUGAACUCAUAUGAGUUGUAGGCUAGCGUGUACUCUUAAGGUAGUUGUUGGUACUACAGAGAACCAUGGUAUUAACUCCUAUAGCAUGAUCCAUUUCCACGCAGCCAUAAUGAUAAACACACCACACCAAAACAUUCAUGUCAGGCUAGCAUAGCAGAUCAUUCUAACAGUGUGCUGUACUGUUGCAACAUUAUGAGUGUUGUUUUCAAACUCACCUAGAAGUAUAACACAGUAAAUAUAAGCCUUAGGGUGUGUUCGUAAAAUCACUGGAGUGCCAGAGUGCGCUCUGGGCGUUCGUAAAUUCAAAGCGUUGUCAGAUUGUCUGUUCGUAAAUUCGGAGUGUUUCGCUCUGGGGGAGGAGUUAGGGUUGAUCCGAGCCUUCUGACCUCACAACGGCAGUCAAGCACCCAAGCUAACUGCCUAAAGUUAGCUAGCUUGCUAGCUUCUUCCAGACAAAAAUGAGAGAACACCGCACUCUGGCCAUUUUACUCAUUCUAGCAGAGCUGGUUAGGCUGUUUUUGUUAUCCAGAGUGUUGGUGACUGUAACUGUGAUGCUGGAAACAAUUUCAUUACGCUUUUUUUGCCUACGUUUACUGACACCGGCCAUAUUCAAUGUGUGUUGAGCGUUAGUAAAUUCAUCAGAUAAGCGUGAUCUGAAAUCGGACUAGAUAGCCAGAGAAAAUUUACAAAGCAAAGCCCAGUUGGCAAGAGAGAGAAACUCCAGAUGAAUCACUUUAUUAGCAACAAAACAGAAAUAUAACGUUACUGUACUGUAUCAUAGUUAUUCAAACGGACUAAAAUAAUAUCAAAUCACACAUUUUAUCAAGACAUCUACACUUCAUUCAUGUUUCAAUGAAUACUAGAAAAAAGUCAAAUAGUAAACUAAACUCUAAGAUGCAGUCACUCAGAUGGCGACAAUGAUAUCCCUGUGUGUGAUUCUGAACUCACAUUUUGAAACAAAAGCCUGCCCGUCUCUCUGCCCUUUUGUUGACACCAGACAGGUUGUCAUGGUAACAUUAUUUUACCGUCCUGUUUCACUUACCUGGUAUUUACUAAGGAAUUAUUGGAUAACAUUGUGUAACAUUGUAUUCUUUCUUCAACACAACUGGUACUAAAUGUUACAUAGUGGUGCUUGUUUCACUGAAUCCCAAAGACCCCCAAAAGUAGUUUUAUUGUAAUUAUAAUGUAAUACCAUUUUACUGUGUCGAGUAAAGCUAGAACACAUAAUGAUCUGGGACCAGGCUAGUCAUAGGCUCUGUGUCGGCUCUAUAUGUGGUAGUGCAGUGUGAAUAGUGUAAAUACUCUGUUAAAGCUGAUCUGAGGUCAGCUCUGGGGCCUUGCCCUGAUCUCUGUGUGUCUCUGUCACUGACACAGGGAGAGGGAUACAUAUGACAAAGGGCAUUGACACCCAAGUGUUGUUACACCUACGAGCUGUAUUGCAUACUAAUGUUUUGUUUAGUUUCCAGCAGCAGAGAGCAGAGGAAGGCCCUGCUACUCUGUCCUCCAGCAGGGAGAUAGGUAGGCUCGGAUAUGAGAAGUUCGAUAGGAGAGAUUUGUUUAUCUGUUCUGUACUCUCUAUUUCUAUGUGCUGUAGUCUGAUCUGGUUGGUAAGGACUCAAAUGCAUCAGUAGUAUUGUAUCAGAGAGAAAUGGAAGAUUGAUGAACAGGCUAUAAAAGACAAUGUCCACAGAUGAACAAAUAGACAGACAGAUGAAUGUACAGUACAGAUAGAUUGACAGAUUAAUGAAUCGAUGGAUAGAAUGAUGACCUGCUGAGAUAAUUUAUGUUUGCUACUUGAGUGUCAAAGCAACUGAAAACAAGCAAUCUGAAUUAACUUUGAGAAAUAUUGCUGAAACAUUGUUAUAGAAGUACUAAAUACUGAUGCUGAAAAGCUAUCUGACACGGUGCUUGAUAUGAUCUAACCUAUUUUUGAGCUUAAAAGUUAGCCGUUUAUAAAGAAAGAGCAAAGCAAAUAUGUAUAUUCAAUAAUACAGCAGUAACAGCAGUAAUAACAAUAUUUAAUGUAACAGAAGAA
This is a messenger RNA of Oncorhynchus tshawytscha (Chinook salmon), 4815 nucleotides long. It is a transcript of the gene iffo1b, whose product is annotated as intermediate filament family orphan 1b. The transcript has 9 exons. NCBI's taxonomy places the organism in Eukaryota, Metazoa, Chordata, Actinopteri, Salmoniformes, Salmonidae. The record is from RefSeq and is a predicted model, not a curated record. The coding region runs from base 456 to 2408 and encodes 650 amino acids.